Molecule: messenger RNA, 1572 nt
Organism: Drosophila busckii
Lineage: Eukaryota; Metazoa; Arthropoda; Insecta; Diptera; Drosophilidae
Gene: Yif1
Product: protein YIF1B-A
Exons: 4
Coding region: 141-1370 (409 amino acids)
Biological process (GO): endoplasmic reticulum to Golgi vesicle-mediated transport
Cellular component (GO): Golgi membrane; COPII-coated ER to Golgi transport vesicle; endoplasmic reticulum-Golgi intermediate compartment
Source: RefSeq, a predicted model, not a curated record
AGGUCAAUUUUGUUCAUUUGAACGACCCAGCACUCGUAUGUGGUGAUGAUGUGUAAUAAGCCAAAGUUUUGGUGAUAAUACAAACAAGGCAGGAAACGUACUUACUUAAGCAGGAGCACACAGGACAUAAUUAAGCCAAGAUGAAUUACAAUCCGAAUGCGGGUAUGCGGAAUCGUAAGUGGGAAAAUUCACAAGCUGGUGGACGCGUGCGGCCAGUUAAACGUGUAAGCGAUGUAAACGCUAUGGGUCCGGCUGCACCCAUGCCCAGUGGCUCCGCUUUUAUGUCAUCUGCACCGGCGCCAACCAUGUUCGAUCCUAACAUGUACGGCGGACCAGCCCCACAAACCAACAAUUUUGGCUAUAAUGGUGCUCCGGCACAACAGCAGCAGCAGCAGCAAAAUUUUAGCUAUGCACCACCACCACAGCCACAACAGCAAGUGCCCAGUCAGCCACAAGCUGCUCCAGGAUUCGGCAUGGGCGCGCCUCAGCCCCAGCCAUAUGGGGUUGCACCUGGAGCCGGUGCUGUGCCUGGUGGUCAAUAUCCACAGUUUGCAAUGUUCCAGCAGCCUAUUGUGCAGGAUAUGGCUAUGCAGUAUGGUCAGCGUCUGGCCGAUCAAGGCAAGCAGCUGGUGGAGAAUCAGUUUGAAAAGUGGGUGCCAGUGGCUAAGCUCAAGUACUACUUUGCCGUAGAUAAUGCCUAUGUAGGACGCAAGCUGCGCCUUCUCUUCUUUCCCUACAUACACAAGGAUUGGUCACUGAAGUAUGAUCAAGAGCAUCCAGUGCAACCACGCUACGACAUAAAUGCACCCGAUCUAUAUCUGCCUACGAUGGGAUAUAUAACAUACGUAAUCGUUGCAGGCUUGUUGCUGGGCAUGCAAAAGCGAUUCUCACCCGAACAACUGGGCAUUCAGGCAUCUAGCGCCAUGGCUUAUAGCAUUUUCGAAUUGGUUAUCUAUUCUAUUGCGCUCUAUGUGAUGAAUGUAAAGACGAGCCUUAAAACUUUGGACUUGCUGGCCUUUACAGGCUACAAAUAUGUCAACAUUGUGGCGUGUCUUAUGAUGAGCACGCUAUUCUUCCGAUCUGGUUAUUACUUAGCAUUAGCAUACACCAGCUUCUCCUUCGGCUACUUCUUGCUGCGCACAUUGCGUACGAAACUAUUGCAAGAUAGCGCGCCGACAGCGCCAAGCGGCGCCAUCAAUUACGACCCGUAUGGCAAUCCACAGCAACUCGAUUAUAGCGGUGGGCGCAGGCGUAAGCUAUACUUUCUAUUCUUGGUGGUAGCCGGACAGGCGCUGUUUGCCUUUUUGCUCUCCAAGCAUUUAUACUUGCCCAGUGGGGAAGAACCAAUAGCAAUGCCCAAGGCGCUUUAACUGCAAAUAUAUGUAUAGAAAUAUAAAUUCGUAGUAUAAUUUGUAAAACUCGAUAAGGCAAACUCAUGUUACCCCGAAGCCAAUAUGAAAUCAUUUCCAAAAUGUUAAAUGCUCUCAAAAGUUGCUGCAACAACAAAGUGAAAAUAUACAUAGAUAUGUUUCUUAACAACACAUCAACACAUUUUAUAAAUUAAUAAAAAGA